CCACUCAGACCUAAGUCAGUAUGUCUCAACAUCACUUAAGGAUCUUAAUGGCCUCUAUCUAGGAUAAAUCCACAUCUGGGAUGUCGAAAUAGACCUUUGUUUUCAUCAUCUGGGAUCAUUUUCUUUGCUGAAGUAAAGUCCACUUGGACAAAUACAGCGACUGAGAGCGAUGUCAUCCCAACUGUCUCUAAACAGCGACCAUCUACGCAACAGAAAGCCAACCUCUGACCCAGCUUCGCCCCCGCCUGCCACCAAGGAGAGCCUGAGGCACGAGCGACUAUCGAGACUAGGAUCGUCUGGUUUGUCCGACGUCUCCAACAACACAACCAAAAACCACGCAGAGUCCUACUUCUCACGUCGAGAGAAUAGACUUUCGGCAAGGAAAAAGGCCGAAGAGGAGCUAGCACACAAUGACUAUAAGAAGAUGUAUGAAAAGGCACUCGCCACCAACCAGAGGCUCAAGUCCAGACUGGAAACCAGUAAACAAGAACUGGGUAUGAUCAAAGAGCAGCUGCAAAGAGCUCAGGCAAAGUGUGGUUCCAACAUGCUUGAAACAGAAAAAAAGGACAGCUGGAGUCUUAGGAAGAAGGUAUCAGACAUGGAAGAGCAAGUGAAGGUCAAAGCAGAACUUCACACGGAGAACCAAAGACUGAAGGAUGAAAAUGGAGCUCUAAUCCGAGUCAUAACCAAAUUAUCAAAGUGAUGUCAUUCUCUAAAGAGACGGAUUUGAUUUUACCUGUGUUGCAUCUGCUGCUGAUGAUGUUGAUAAGAACACAGGUGAUCAUUCUGAUGCCCCUGAAAGAUUUUCUAAAAACAUACACAAAAACAAGCAGGUUAUCCAUCAUUCCAGACAAACAGAAUUGAUAAGAUGUAUCCUAGCUAUGUAUAAAGUGUCUCUACUUAGAUUGAUGCAGUUACAGUAUCACCAUGGAAACAGAGAUGCUCCCAUCACCCUGGGAGUGUGAUUUUUGGAGCCUUACCUUGUGAAGAGCAGCGUCACAAUUUCCUCCAAACAAUUAAACACACAAAAAUGAAUAAUUAGAAUACGCAUUAAUACCUCAUAUAAAUAGCAGACAUAUGUAAAGUUCCAUAUGUGCACACAUAUGACCAACCACCAUGCAGUAAAUAUGUUUUAUUUGUAUUGUAUUAAUUUGUGUUAACAUUAAUUAAUAUAUCUUAGUCUAGAAAAUAAAGUUUUUAUUGAUUAAAUAUGUCACAGACAGUGUGUCAUUGUGUUAUAUUGAUUUUAAUAUUCAACGUGAAAAACACUGUUAGAGCCUUAUCUGUGUAUAUUGUGCCACCUACUGUCAAAUAGUGGAAUGGCACCCUCUGCCGAAAAUAAGAUGACAUUAUUUUACAACACACCAGCAACUUAAAAAUACAUAAUGAUGAAUUAAACUAUUUAGUUAUACAUUAGACUUGCUUUUAUUGGUGAUUUACUCGGGAAGUGCAAAUUCUGAUUAAAUUUACAAAUAAAGAAUUAGGUGUCAUUAUU
Doryrhamphus excisus (bluestripe pipefish) is the source of this 1495-nucleotide messenger RNA. RefSeq names its product protein phosphatase 1 regulatory subunit 12B-like. Gene Ontology annotation, cellular component: cytoplasm. Gene Ontology annotation, molecular function: enzyme inhibitor activity; phosphatase regulator activity; protein kinase binding. The record is from RefSeq and is a predicted model, not a curated record. Lineage: Eukaryota; Metazoa; Chordata; Actinopteri; Syngnathiformes; Syngnathidae.